This is a messenger RNA of Dentiscutata erythropus, 506 nucleotides long. Lineage: Eukaryota; Fungi; Glomeromycota; Glomeromycetes; Diversisporales; Gigasporaceae. The record is from the annotation of a GenBank genome assembly.
AACCGCAGCAAUUAAAAAACGUAUUAUUUGAAGAAUUCCCUGGAAGAACGCGUCAAAUUGAAACAUUAUUGAAUUGGUUUGGCACGCCAAAAGAAAAGACACCACCUGUGAUCUUCAUUCACGGAAAUAGAGCGCUCGGAAAGACAGAACUAAUUAAAAGACUUUUUAAACUUGGCUUCACUUCUCGACAGUAUUCCUUUCUUGAUUGCAGAGUUUGUUAUUCCAUCGAAGAUUUAUUUGGAAUUACGCUGAAUAAUUUAACUGGAGAACAACUUUCUUGCAAAAAUAUCAAUGAUUUUGCUAUGGAAUUGCAAGAAAUAUGCGAAAUAGAUUCUGAAACUAGAUAUAUGAUUUUCGACAACGCGGAUGUAUUGUGGGACUUAUCUUCGACAUUAACACCUGCCUUGAUGACACUUCCCCAAUGGGCAAAUUGGUUUAAACGUUUGUGGAAUAUUUAUAUCACAAGCUCCAUGGGAAAAAUUCAGGAUGGUCGUUGGGAUAUCUGA